UUAAAAAUACUUUUUUUAUAAAUACAUAAACAAAAUCAAGCAGUCUAUGAAAUUUUUUGACAGUCUUUCAAUCAAAUCUUCUAUACAAAAUUUUAAGUCAAAUUGCAUGUCUUUAAGGAAAAUUCAAAAAAAUCGUGAAGAAAAAUAUUCUGCUAAGAACUGUUAAAUUAGAAGUCGAUGCGGCACUUUAAUUUCCUUACAGAAAUCUUAUAAAAUCACGUCUUGAUGCAAUUGGAAAGAAGCAUAUACGUUGAAGAACCAGACUUGAAUUGUAUCAGGCCAUCUUUGCUUAGAAAAUGCGAAAGGGCUUGCCGAAAUUCACUAGUUAAUUAUUGUAGACCAUUAACUUAUUCAGAAUGCGUUGAAUUCAUUCAAAAACCAAUUAAAUUAAGUAGAGCUAUGGAUGUUCAAAUUGAUGAUCCUAAGCGAAAAACAAAAAAAAAAGAGAAACCACCAGAAGAAACCAAGCCUAAAAAAGUAGAAAAACCGAAGAAGAUCACAAAAGAAAAGCCUAAACAAGAAAAACAACAACAAGUUCCACAGCUACCAAAAGAAAAAGUUUCCAACAAUUCGUGUAGAAAAAGACCCUCCGAACAAUAUCUUUCUUGUUGUUCAUCAUGCUGUCGACAUUGUUGUGCAGAAAACGAAAAAGAAAAUGAAAAUGAAAAAGGAGAAGAAGAAGAAGAAGAAGAAGAAAAAGAAAAAGAAAAAGAGAAAGAGAAAGAAGAAGAAGAAGAAGAAGUAGAAGAAGAAUGUGCUCGUUUUGCUUCAUCUUUUUCCUGUAAAAAUGACAAGGGGGAUAAAACAUCAUCGCUUAAUCGAGAAGAUGAAGAUCCUUGUGAAGAUCUCUUUGAUUUGAUUCGAGAAUCAUUCGAAGAAGUUGUUAAAAAAGCUUUUACGGAUGUAUUUGUGAGAUAUUUUGCAUGCUGUAUUGACAAGAUAAAUAAACUUUCUUGUCAAGUUGGACAUUCUGAACAUGUCUUGAAGAAAUUCCAUCAGGAUUUGAAAUUCCGAAUAUCAUAUUAUGAUCGUCGCAGUACUGAAAAAAUGCAAACUCUUUGUGAAAUGAUAAAAAAAAAUAAACAAGAAAGAAAAAAUGAACAGUGCAAGUCAAAAUGUAAGACCUAUUGUGGUAGGCAGAAUGAAUCUAGUUCAAGUGAUAAUAAUUUGUUGAACAGACGUCAAACUGUGACACAUUUAAAUGCAUGUAAUUCUAAAUGCCCUAAUGUCUUUGGAUGUUCUAAGAACCAGAAUCAAAAAUGUGGUCAGAAGAGAGAAAAUGCAAGGUGUAGAAAUCCAUCAAGUCAGCAUCAAAAAUGUGGUCCGAAGAGGGAAAAAGCAAGGUGUAAAAAUCAUUCAGCUGAAAGUUCCAAUCAAUCUAUGCCAAGUGGUGAUGAAGUUUUAAUCGAAGAAUGUGAUUUCACAGAACAGGAAUCAAGAAACAGCCAAAAGCCAAAAAAACAAGAAAACAAGCCAAAAGUUCGUCAAAGAUAACAAAUUGAAUACAUUUUAAGCCAUGAAAGUAACAGAGGUUCAAAAAAAUAUAAACAAGGAUAAACUUGAAGAUAUGAGUCAAAUUGAAGGCACAGUUUUACACAAGAUUGGUGACACUUAAGUGCCCCGUGCUAGAUGGUAAUGGCCACUUAAGUAUCAGUUCAAUCUUAGCUGGUAAAAUUGUGUUUAUAAAUUUGUUUUGAGAACUAGUUAAGAACUUUUGUAAUUGUUCGAAGAACCUUUAUCGUAAGGAAAAAAGUCAAGGUUGGGCCAAAAGGGUCUUCUACACAUCAAGCAAUAUCGUUCUGGAACAGAACAGUACUAAUUUGAAGUUUCAUUUAAUUGGAGAUUUAAAGAAAUUCUUUGGUGACUUUCGGUUUGAACUAGGGUGUUAUUUGAUGACUUUUGGGCCUCAAUUCGACAACUUUCAAUUGAUCAAUGAUAAAUUUAAAAAUAUGGCGUUUUUAAACUUCGAUUGUAAACAUUGCUUCAUUGAUUUUUAUAAAUAUUCUUGAUAUUUUAAAUAUAGUCUUAUCAACAAUA
Messenger RNA from Eupeodes corollae, 2037 nucleotides. RefSeq names its product myb-like protein X. The record is from RefSeq and is a predicted model, not a curated record. NCBI's taxonomy places the organism in Eukaryota, Metazoa, Arthropoda, Insecta, Diptera, Syrphidae. The transcript is spliced from 4 exons. The coding region runs from base 226 to 1494 and encodes 422 amino acids.